Molecule: messenger RNA, 591 nt
Organism: Stylonychia lemnae
Lineage: Eukaryota; Ciliophora; Spirotrichea; Sporadotrichida; Oxytrichidae
Source: the annotation of a GenBank genome assembly
AUGGUAGAUAAAGUAACAAUUUCUGACACAGAGAUAGAAGCUUAUCAAUGUUCAAUAUGCUAUCAGAUAGCAGAAUCCCCUGUCAAAUUAUCAACAUGCGGUCAUAUAUUUUGCUUCAAUUGUAUCAAUAAAGUUGACUAGGUUGCCAAAGAAAACAAAAAAGGAAAUUUACUAUGCAAAUGUGGUAAGAGUGUAAAGUUGUGGAAGCUGAACUCACAUCAAGAAGAAUGCAAAUCUUAUAAAGGAGAAGUUGAACAAGCCAUCAAGAGCACUCUUAUUGAUCCAUCUCAAGUGAAGCAGACUGUAAAUAGACAAACCUUCAAUUGCCCCUUAUGCAGUGAAAAGAACUUAGAGAGAAAAGGGUUACUCGCUCAUAUGAAAAAAUAUCACAGAAAUAAGUCAGGGAUUUGCCCCAUCUGCGUAGUUCAAGCAUAUGGUGAUCCUAAUUAUGUAUCUUAGAAUCUAAGUAAGCACAUUGAGAUGAGGCAUUAAUAUGAUCUUGAUACCUACACUGACUUCAACAUGGAUGAUGAAGCUAUUUUGCAAUAAGUACUGAUGCAAUCUAUGGGAAUUGAUGUUAAUAUGUAAUGA